Messenger RNA from Monascus purpureus, 4364 nucleotides. The record is from the annotation of a GenBank genome assembly. NCBI's taxonomy places the organism in Eukaryota, Fungi, Ascomycota, Eurotiomycetes, Eurotiales, Aspergillaceae.
CGCCUCAACAGCUUGCUCUUCCUUCUGCAAUCAUAUUUACGAUGCCGGCGAUGAGAAUUACUAUUUCACUGUGAACGAGUCCUACUCACUUUGAAUAAAUACCAAUAAUCCUUCUCAUGUUCCCGACAUCACAAUGCCGUAUCCAUACAUCGACACUCCGCGCACCGAAGCGGACGGGAACGCGACCUACAUGACCGGCUACCGCAGCGCGGGACGAACUCACUUAUCUGCACUCGACUCGGUUGAGAACUCAUUUCAAACACCCUCAAAAGACGAAGAUAUAAUCAAGACUAUUGAAAAUGGGCGGAAACGCAAUUCCGGCGGAUUCAAGCUCACGACUCCGCGAGCAGGAUUGGGUCCUAAACCGACCAGGAGUGCGCUGCGGCACCUUCCAGCGGCGGCACCCGCGAAGGGGGAGUUUACUCCAUUAAUGCAGAGCGCUACGAGAAAUAAUAUGUUGAAGAACAUGUCUGCGGUCCGAGGGGCCGGCGGUCCGAAAACUCCUGCCUACCUGAAGUCAAAUUAUAGAAGCAAUGGCAAUACUCCCGGCUUGCCCGAGAUGACAGGUAUAUACGAAGAUGAUGUGAUGGAGGAUGAGGCGACUCCUGUUCCACAUGUUGCAAGUAGUAGCGCCCAGAGUACACCACUUCCGAUGUUGCCUGGAAGAGACGGAGGUUUCCUGAACGAUGGGCAAAAUAUGAUGACUUUGAAGGAGCAGGAAAGGGUAUUAUCCUAUAAUUCCGACUCGAUGUCUGACCUCAAAAAACAGUCGAUCACUAACUUUGAUACAGGUCAUCGAUAAACUGGAGAAGGAUAAUUUCGGACUGAAGUUAAAGAUCCAUUACUUGCAAGAACAAAUAGAGAAAGCCGGUCCAGAAUAUAAUCAAGCAGCCCUUAAAGAGAAUACUGAGCUGAAAGUGGCAAAAUUAACAAUACAACGAGACCUCUCGCGUUACAAGAAAGGUCUCCUCCAAGCUGAGCGUGACCUUCAAAUAUACCGUGCGCAAGUUCAAGAACUCCGAGAAAAGAACCGAAGAAGGCAAACCGACGAGACCAUACAACGGGAAAUGGAUCUGAUGCGCCAAGACAUUGAGACAAGAGACGCCCAAGUGAAGAGUCUUCAGAAUGAACUUCGAGAUGUAAAAAGUAAGCAGUCAGAAGUGGUCGACAGCCUUCGAGAUGACAUCGAGGAUUUGGAGGCAACGGUGAGGGAGAAGGACCGCAUGAUCGAAGAACGCGAGGAGGAAAUUGAAGAAUUGAAGGACAAAGAUAAUAAGGAACACUUUGCGGUUUCUGAACUCCAGACAGAACUCGAACGCGCCAAGGAACAGCUGGAAGAUUUGCAGAAAAGUCUCGACCAAGCCAAGUCUGCUGCUAGGGAGGCGCAGGAUGCUGAGAAACGAGCAAUGCAGGAGAAGGCGCAAGCAGAAGACGAUCUCAGGGAGCUUCACGAGGAGAUGGCGAACAAGUCUAUCAGCACAAAAGGACUUAGUCGUCAAUUGGAAGAGAAGGCCAGCAGGCUAGAAGGAGAAGUCCAUGAAAUGCAGCAGGAACGUUAUGACCUUCAAACAGAACUCAAGCGAACAAAGGAACAAAGUCGUCAAUUAGAAGAAAAAGCGAGCAGGCUAGAAGGAGAAGUCCAUGAAAUGCAACGGGAACGUUAUGAUCUCCAAGCAGAACUCAAACGAAUCAAGGAGGAACUGGCGGAGACAAAGGAAAAUCUUGACAAAGCCAAGUCUGCAUGUGAAGAAACAAAGGAUUCUGCAAAGCGUGCAUCGCAGGAGAAGGAUAGGGUCAAAGAGGAACUCAGGCAACUGCAUGAGGAGAUGGCCAAUAGAUCCCUCGGUAGAGGAUACAGUCGCCAACUGGAAGAAAAGGCAAAUAAGCUUGACAAGGAGCUUCGCGAAACCCAGCGGGAGAACCAUGCUAUUAAGAAAGAACUAGACGCCAAGACACAACACGAAUCGCGUCUUGAAGAGCAGUAUGAGAGAAUGAAAGAGCAGGCCGAGGAAAAUCUUAAGUUGCUACAGGAUGAAAUGGCAAAUAAGUCAUCUGGCACUAAAAAGAUCAAUCGUCUGUUUGAGGAACGGGAGAAAAAACUAGAGCAAGAACUACGCGAAGUGCAGGAGGAACAUGAUGCUCUAAGGAAGGAGCUUGACCGCAAGACGCAACACGAAUCAUACCUUGAGGAACAGUAUCAAAGAAUCCAACGAGAGAUGGAAAGCGAAAGACGCGAAUCACAAGAUGCGGAGGAGGCACGCAAGCGCGAAAAGGCCUUGCUCCAGCGUGAAGCGGAUCAGAUGGCUUCCUCUGUCCGUACCUACAAAUCGCGCAUUGCAGAGCUGGAGAAGGAGCUUCAUGAAGCAUUGAUGAGGAAGUUUGAUACCAGGUCUCCUCACUCCUCACCGUCCAGCAAACUUCAUGAAGAGCUGCGUAGUUUGCGGAGAGAGCUAUCCGAUACACAUCGCUCCUUAAGGGAUCUGAAAAUGAAAAAUCGUGACCUGGAGCAUGCUAUGAUGAGGGAAGAGGACCAGCGAGAUCUCCACGAGCUUCUCAAGACAUCGACUCUUGAGGCGGAAUCGUUGGCGCUGAAACUGUCCGAGCGAGAUGCCCGCGUGCACGAGUUGAAAGCCCAGCUACGUCGGAUUCGUGAAGAGCGAGCAAAUUAUGUAGACAAGGCCGAGGCGGUGGGAAAAGAGCUGGAAGCUCUUCAAGAUCGUUAUGAGCAGGCCUUAGAGAAGCUAUCGACAUCCAAUACGGAGAACAGGAGCAAACAUGAGAAGGAAGUGCGAGGCUUAGGUAAAGAAAUAGUCUGGCUUCGAGCAAGGUUGAAGCGAGAGCAGCGGUUCCGCCGCGAUCUUGCCUGGAGUAAGGGACUGAUGGAGCUUGGGGAACGUGUCAGAGUUGCUUGUAAUCAAGCUGACCUUAGAAUGGUUGCGGAAAUGGGUAUCAAACCGCACGAGUCGAACAAGGACCUUCAGAAUCCACGACAGAAAUUGAAGCGCACAAUUUCCACCGUCAUAGCAGCCAUCCGGAUCCAGAGAAUGGCCCGCGAGUGGAAGAAGACAAGGGAAUUAGGCGAGAACCUGAAACGCGCAAAGGACGAGGUGCUCAAGAGGAGGAGAAGUUCAAAGAAGGGCCUGCAAUGGUAAUCUAUCAUUUCUUCACAGUUUUAUCUUCACUUGCUUUCAUACUUACUUUCAGAUGUUGUAAAGAGAUUCCCCUAUUGUGUUUGUUCUUUGUACACGACUUUGGCAUUCUCAAUCUGGCCCCAGAACUGGUUCCUCGAGGCUUGGGAUGCGAUGAAUGGCGUUUCUUGGCUGAAAAGGGUCAUGCUAGUAACUUGCGAGCAUUAUAUUGCGUUUCAUUAUUUAUGGACUUUCGGAUAUUGUUUAGUUCUAAAGGGUAUCCCAUGAGUAGCUUUUGCCCUACUUGACUACAAGGAUAGAAGUAACCAUCAGCAGCAGCGACAUCAAGGCACUGGUCCAUUAUCAGGGAGCAAGCGUCGUAGUGAUUAUCAUGCAAGUAGCAGUAAUAUUCGCUCUAUGGGAUCAGUAUGUACCUCCCCCAUGUUGAAGCCCCAAGACCAAAAGCCCUUUCAAAACAGGAAUACAAAAUGCCAGUUUUAGAGACCAAAAAAAGGGAAAAGACAGACAAAGAAUGAUCAAUUCCCAAGUGACAAGCUAUACACUCCAUGAGGAAUAUAAUAUUUAUUUAACGCCUUGGUUUAUUCCACCCAUCCACUCCCCUUAUUUCACUUCAAAGCAAAGUGGUAUAUGUAACAGGAUGUGUUUCAUCAUAGUCAUCAUGAGUUGGCAUCACGGUUCACGGUCUCAUGCACUUGGGUUUGGGUUCAUCUGUUUUGUUUCAAGGGACCAUCGAUGUCAGACUUUAAGGCCAAUGUUCCAUGAAAUGAAACGAAAAUAAUUCUCUAUGAUAUGAGAUGCAUACCUUGCGCUUGCCACCCGUCAUGGUAACAUUGACAAAUCGACGAGUGUAGAGGUCUCUCUUGUGGGCGCGACCCUUGGGCGUCUUGGGGUGCUCUUCUUUCUCGACCUGAAUAGUAGUAACGGGAAUGUGAGUUAGGAGUUCAUCUCCGUAGACGUCAAAAAAUGCAUGAUCCUAUGAGAAAGGGGACUGCAAGACUAACUUUAGGAGUUGCGCUCUUGACCUUGCCUAUGUAUUUGUUAGCACAAUCAUGUCUCUAUUACAGAAUACUAGCUAGGUAGGGAACUGGUGGCUAUCUCACCUGCACGGGCAAGACUUCCGUGGACCUUUCCCAUUUUUGCGAUAGAUGUAGAUGUAUUCGGUCUAGGUUCUGCUAUGUCUCUGUCUGUUGAGAUGGAGUUUCUUGAGUCUGCUAG